Messenger RNA from Tyto alba (common barn owl), 1293 nucleotides. Its product is annotated as probable low-specificity L-threonine aldolase 2. The transcript is spliced from 7 exons. Gene Ontology annotation, cellular component: cytosol. The record is from RefSeq and is a predicted model, not a curated record. Gene Ontology annotation, biological process: glycine biosynthetic process; L-threonine catabolic process. Lineage: Eukaryota; Metazoa; Chordata; Aves; Strigiformes; Tytonidae. Gene Ontology annotation, molecular function: L-allo-threonine aldolase activity. Bases 99 to 1193 code for a protein of 364 amino acids.
CCGGGCCGGUGCAGCCGCGGGGCCCCCCCCGCCCCGCCGGGCGCCCGCCGCGCGUCGUGGACCUGCGGAGCGACACGGUGACCCGGCCCUGCGUGGGGAUGCGCCGCGCCAUGGCCCGCGCCGCCGUGGGCGACGACGACUACGGGGAGGACCCGACGGUCAACGAGCUGCAGCGCCGGGCCGCAGGGAUGCUGGGGAUGGAGGAGGCUCUUUUCGUGCCCACGGCCACGAUGGCGAACCUCAUCGCCGUGAUGUGCCACUGCCAGCGUAGGGGGGCUCAGCUGAUCCUGGGCCAGGACGCCCACCUGCACCUCUAUGAGCACGGCGGGGCUGCGCAGGUCGCCGGCGUCCACUCCCAGGCGCUGCCGGACCUGCCAGACGGCACCUUCGACCUGGGGCGGCUGGAGCUGACCAUCCGCGAGGCCCACGGCAGCCGGUACCACCCGCGCCCCGAGCUGCUCUGCCUGGAGAACACUCACAGCGCCGCGGGGGGCCGGGCGCUGCCCCUCGCCUACCUCCAGCAGGUCCGUGGGCUUGCCAGCCGCUACGGGCUGCGGGUGCACAUGGACGGAGCCCGGCUGAUGAACGCGGCGGUGGCCCAGGACGUGGAGCCGGCUCAGAUCGCCCAGCACUGCGACUCUGUGUCCCUGUGCUUCUCCAAGGGCCUGGGCGCUCCGGCCGGCGCGGUGCUGGCUGGGCGCAGGGGGUUUGUCGGCGAGGCCUGGCGUGCACGGAAGCUGCUGGGCGGGGGGAUGCGGCAGGCGGGCGUGCUGGCGGCCGCUGCCCGCGUGGGACUGGAGCGCGCGGAGGCCACGCUGCGCAGAGACCACGACAACGCCCGGCGCUUUGCUGAAGGCAUCCAGGAGCUGAACUCGCCCGUCUGCUCUGUCAACCUCGCGGCGGUGGAGACGAACAUCGUGAUGGUGAGUGUUGCGGGGGGCUGGCUGUCCCCCGCAGAGCUCUGUGAGCACAUGCGGGCAGUGAGCGAGGAGGAGUUGGCUGAGACCGGCCAGGCUGUCAGCGUCCUGCUGUUCCCCUGGUCGGAACACGCCGUCCGCGCAGUGUGGCACCGUGAUGUCUCGGCCCGCGACACCGAGCUCGCGAAGAACAAGCUGGAAUUUGUGGCCAGGAAGUGCCAGGAGAAGCUGGCCCAGGGACUGCAUCCGGCACCCCCGAGCGCCGGGGGAGCCUGAGCAUCCUCCCAGCCCCAGCCCGGGGUGCUGCAGGCAGGCUGGCAGGCAGCAGCAAAGGGGCUGGGACCAGCCACAGCAUGCUCCAGGCAUAUUCUCAACC